GUUUGGUUGUCUUCGCGAAAAAAGUUUUUCAGAAAAAUCUGCAACCUCAGUUCCCAAUUCUAUUUAGAUUUGGAUAAUACCUGCAAUAUUAGAGCUUUUUGUGUAAGUUGUAGGCUUUAGAUCGAGUGUUUUACGCAACAUGGCGAAGUUGGACACGAAGAAUGAUCUGAACCGUGUCGGCUUGUUCAGUGAGUUGGGCUACAUUUCGAUUGGCGAUCCUUAUAAAAGACAGAGUACGAAUUUCAAUGUUAAAGCUCAUAAAGGAAAACAGAUGCUGCCUGGAGGGAGCAAAACAAGAUCAGCUCUCCAGUCUGGAUAUUUUGAUCAAAAAUUCAACAGAAUCAUGGAAGGAGAAGCAUUUACUGAUCCAGUCAAGCGCCGACGGCAAGAUAAACUCAAAAGUUCCAAGCUUAACUUAGGAAAGGCAUUUGUUCCCAGCAGUGGAGAGAAACUACCGUAAGUUGUGAUUG
Messenger RNA from Orbicella faveolata, 470 nucleotides. Its product is annotated as cilia-and flagella-associated protein 96-like. The record is from RefSeq and is a predicted model, not a curated record. Gene Ontology annotation, cellular component: centrosome; cytoplasmic microtubule. NCBI's taxonomy places the organism in Eukaryota, Metazoa, Cnidaria, Anthozoa, Scleractinia, Merulinidae.